Antechinus flavipes (yellow-footed antechinus) is the source of this 1755-nucleotide messenger RNA. RefSeq names its product coiled-coil domain containing 122 (gene CCDC122). The coding region runs from base 1 to 834 and encodes 277 amino acids. The transcript is spliced from 5 exons. NCBI's taxonomy places the organism in Eukaryota, Metazoa, Chordata, Mammalia, Dasyuromorphia, Dasyuridae. The record is from RefSeq and is a predicted model, not a curated record.
AUGUCCCAGACUGAAUCCUGGUUGAGACUCCUAGUUUAUAUAUGCUCUCUUAAAGAUAUGGCUCAGAAAAAUGAUUCUUCAUUUUCUGACGUUGUCAAGGAAGUUGUAGAGCAACAGCAAUCCCAAACAUCUGAAAUUGAGAAAAACAAAAAAAUUCUGUUCCAAUUGCAGAAUGAAGUCCAUGAGUUUGAAAAACAAAUAGGAUCUGUCAUAGCAGAGACCAAAGAAACAGAAAAGCACAUCUGUCAGCAAGAAAGUGAAAUAGAAAAAACCAAGCUUCAUUGUGAAAGCCUAAAGACUCAAAUCAAAUCCUUACAUGCAGAAAAUGUAAAGCUCAAAUUUUCCAUAGAAACUGCACAAGAAGAGUUUGAAGAGUACCUUCUAAGAAAUAAAACAUAUGAUGAGAAAAUAAGAAUAUAUAAAGAAGAUAUUGCUAAAGCAGAAAAUAAAUGGCCAUUUGUAAUUGAACUCCAUCAGAAAAAAGAACAAGUUAAAAAAUUAAUAGCAAAGAAAAAGGAAUUGAUUUGUGAUCUCCAGAAUCCAGAAGGAAACAUAAAAGAAGCACAGGAAGAAAUUAAGAUUUUAAAAGAUAAAAUUGUAACUGUAGCAGCAUCUAUCUCCACAAAAAAUAAUUUGCUUGAGGAAGAGAAAAAAGUACAUGAAAAACUGAUAAAAGAAAUAGAGGUACAAAAUAAAAGGUAUGAUGCUAUUUUAAAGCGCUUACACUGUCAAGUGAACAAGCUUCAGGCGAAAAGAAGACAAUGGCAGUGGAAUAUUCAACAGAUGGAAAAAACAGUGGAAGAACUAAGAAGAUGCAUAGGAAUGAGAGAAUAAGACAGGAUUCUGGCAAAAUUGAGAAUACAGGGGACAGUGUCUGCCAUCCUUGACUUACAGCAAAAUAAUUUGGGAAAAAAACCUUUGGAUCUAGGAUUUAUCAUUUCUUAGCUAGUCUUAAUUAUUGAAUGGGUGUUGCUUCAGUUACACUGAGACCUGGGUAAGAUCUUAGCUUAAAAAGGCUAAGGUCUCGCACUGCAUCCAGGGCCAUCUCCAGUCUCCUGAUCUGCAUCUGGCCCAGGUGGCUCUGGAGGGGAAAGUGAGGCAGGGGACCUUGAUCAGGCCUCCCUCACAUAAAUCCAGCUCACUUGCAAGUCAUGGCUUCAUCUUCCUGAUGUCAUAGUUGUCUUUGAGGACGAAGGAUAAACAACAAUUACCAAAACAGUUGGAUUUACCUUCAGAGAGACUUACAUAAUGAAUGUUUCCUCCCUUUUAAUAAAACGAGUCCUCGGUUUUAAUUAAGGCACUGCAGUUGAGAACAGGUAUGUGGUAGAAGAGUAUGUGUAGAAAUUUUGAGUUGUAGAUGGGGGACUCUACUGAUUUGUUCAGCUGAGUUAUUUAUAAAGAAGCCUUAUCUACUGUUAGACUACAUGUAUGGACUGACUGGGAAAGACCCCUUUAUACAGAAACUUAACUCAGCUAAAUGCUGAACUUUGAAAACUAGGUGUAUAAUUCUGUUUGGUUUUUUUUUUUUUUUCAUUUAGUGCCAAUAUUCUGUAAAAUAUUUGGCAAGAGAAUAUUACUCUUGAAUAUACAAUAAUUUCAGUUUUAAUACAUUUUAAGCCUAAUAUUUUAGAAAGAAAACUUAUUUAUUUCAGAUUAUGUUACAACUUGCUUUCUAGAUAGCCAUUUUAGCAAUAAUCCAUGAUAAUAUUUACAAUAAUUUCAUUGUUACAGGUUCAAAAAAACGUAACUUUUCUA